This is a messenger RNA of Limulus polyphemus (Atlantic horseshoe crab), 3559 nucleotides long. RefSeq names its product Fanconi anemia group J protein-like. Lineage: Eukaryota; Metazoa; Arthropoda; Merostomata; Xiphosura; Limulidae. The coding region runs from base 81 to 2852 and encodes 923 amino acids. Gene Ontology annotation, cellular component: nucleus. Gene Ontology annotation, biological process: double-strand break repair involved in meiotic recombination; nucleotide-excision repair. The transcript is spliced from 24 exons. Gene Ontology annotation, molecular function: DNA helicase activity; ATP binding; DNA binding. The record is from RefSeq and is a predicted model, not a curated record.
AUAUAUUAGUAUCAUGAAAAGUGUGGCGCCAAACUAGUUGUGUCCUUGACCAACAUUUUCAAGCACUUCUUUGUCCAAACAUGGAUGCAUCCUGCUCUAUAGAUGCUUCUCAGAUUCCAUCCUCUACUCAGUCAAUUGAUGCACAUGGAAAUAGAGUGUACCCAAUCCAAGGUGUCCAUGUGCAUUUUCCUGGAAAACCUUAUUCCUCUCAGUUUGCUAUGAUGAGUAAGAUACUUCAGGGUCUAGAUCGAAAACAGAAUUGUUUAUUAGAGUCUCCAACAGGCAGUGGAAAGAGCCUUGCUCUUUUAUGUGCAUGUUUAGCUUGGCAGAGGAGGGAAGAAGAACGUAUAAAACAGAAAGAGAAGGAAGAAGAAUUAGCUCUGAAGAUAUGUUGUAGCUCUCCAGAGUCUUCAUGUAUUUUUACAACAUCAGAUGUUAAUAUACCUGUAGUAUCAAGUGUAUCACCCACUCCAGGAUCAUCAGUUAUGAUCAUUCCUUCUCAGUCAAGUGUUCAGCCAUAUAAUCCAGAAAAAACUAAAUCAUCAGAAACACCCAAAAGAAGUCGAUGUGAAACCAAAAAUCAAACUUCUUCUGAUGAGGAUGAUUUUCAACUGCCCAAAAGGUUUCGUAUUCCCAUCAGUGCCAAAUCACCUCUGUUGAAUGUGAUGACAUCACGAGGAGAAACAAAGCAGUUCCUUGUGCAGAAUCCUUCAAGUAUUUCACCCCAACUGUCUAGUGUAGGAGUGUCCAGCUGUCAUAUCAUUUCUCCAACCUCUAGCUUGAUCCUGCCAGCUGCAAGUAGUUCAGCAUCAAACUCUCAAAGAUCACCCUUAACUGUCAGCUCAUCACAUUCUCCAGCAAGUAAUAAUACAGCUUCUUCAGUUAUUGCAAAUGGUCAGCCAGUAACUUCGUCUCCAUCCGUACAUCCAACAGUGUCUGGACAAGUGACUACAGCUAAUACUGAAGUACUUCCUAAAGUUAAAAGAAGUCUUCCUAAGAUAUUUUUUGGUACUCGUACACACAAGCAGAUUACUCAGAUUGUGAGAGAAUUGAAGAAAACAGCAUAUGGCAACUGCAAGAUGACUAUACUGUCGAGCAGAGAACGUACAUGUAUUCAUCCUCGUGUGUCUCAUUCAACUAAUAAGAAUGAAGGAUGUAAAGAACUUCUUGAUAACCCUGGUGGAAUAUCUUGCUCUUUUUACCACAAUCAUCCUAAUGUAAACCAUGGCACGCUCCAGUGUUAUGGUCAUAACACAGGCUGGGAUUUGGAAGAUCUUGUAAAACUGGGAAGAAAAAUCAAAGCCUGUCCUUACUUUGGAACACGGAAUUUAAUGAAAGAUGCCAAUAUAAUUUUUUGUCCCUACAACUAUUUAAUUGAUCCAUUAAUUAGAGCAACAGUAAUUCAAGUAGGAGUUCAGCCAGAGAGCAGUCUAGUUUUAGCAAGAUUGCUGUCUAGUUUAGCUGAGUGGAUUGCCAGACUUUCCUCUAAACUCACUGAUUAUCAAGAUUUUAACAAGUCCUGCAAAGUUUUCUCAGGUCCUGAAAUUGUAGCUGAGCUAACAGAGUUAGGUGCUGGACCUGCAGUGUUCCAUGAAGUAAAAAGGCACAUAAUGACAGUCAUAACAGAAGAAAAAGACCCAGAAAGUCCGUAUCAUCUGACAUUGCAUUCUGCUACAACCAUGUUACUGAGAAGUCUGAGCAUAACUUUGACAUUUCUUUAUAAAGAAAAUCUUAAGUACAUGCCUGAUUAUAAAGCUGUAAUAGAGAAAGAAGCUUAUAGAAAAAUUCCAUCAGAGUUUGGGGUUUGGUUGAACACCCAAAGGUCAACUCAAAAGUCAAAGGACUACAGUUAUUCACUUAAUUUGUGGUGUUUAAAUCCAGCUGUGGUUUUUUCAGAUAUUCAAGGCAAUAUCCAUUCCUUAAUUGUAACAUCAGGAACACUCUCACCCAUGAAAUCGUUCCAGUCAGAGCUAGAUGUCCCAUUUCCAGUUCAGCUGGAAGCCAACCAUAUCAUUAACAAGUCACAGAUUUGGGUAGGAACAGUUGGUCAUGGACCUAGUGGAGCUCUUUUGAAUGGCUGCUAUCGCCAUGCAGAAACCUUUGCAUUCCAGGAUGAAAUUGGACAACUGGUUCUACGUAUUUGUAAAGUUGUUCCUCAUGGCAUUCUGUGUUUUUUACCAUCCUAUGGCAUGCUUCAAAAACUCACUAAUAGAUGGGAGACUACAGGGUUAUGGGAACAACUGAUGCAACACAAGGUCAUUGUUUCUGAGCCCCGUGCAUCAGAGAGGAUUAACUUUGAUUCUGUAAUGUCUGAAUUCUAUGAAGCUGUUGAAGACAGUGAAAACAAGGGUAGGGAAGAACAGAAUUACUGUUUCUUUUUUUUAUGUUCAAUGAUAUUGUGUCAUCUUCAAAAGGUGUCACUGAAGAGACAGUACAACAACCAGUAUUGUACUAGCAGGCAUCUCAUGUCAGGAAAUGAUUGGUAUGAAACACAAGCUUUUCGUGCCCUGAACCAAGCUCUGGGUCGAUGUAUCAGACAUAGAACUGAUUGGGGAGCUCUCAUUGUUGUGGAUGAACGUUUCCAGAAAAACCAUAAGUAUAUUUUAGCUCUAUCUAAGUGGGUGCGGAAUGAGGUCAAGCACUACAAGACUUUUCAAGAUGUGAUGGAAUCACUAAGUGAAUUUACUAUUGCAAGAAGUAAUAAAUCAUCUUUAGCCCUUGACAGAACAAGCUUACAGCAUCAGCCCUUGUCUAAAGACCAUAUUUCACCUAGUCUUGAAAGACCAAAUACGUACAAUUUUGCCGAAAACCUUGUUUGUUCUGAGCGUUCUUCCAGUCCCAUUUUAUUUUAAGUUUAAUCAAUUGAUUUAUAUAUGUACUAUAAUAUAUUUUUUCACAAGCUUUUUUUUUCUCAGCAUUUGGAAUUCCAGUCUUUUAUUUCACAUGCUUUGAAUAAUGAAGUAAAUCAUGGAGAAGUUGGAAAUGUCAUUAAAUAUUAGAUUUAUGGAAGUGAUACAAUUCUAUUGUUAAAAUCACCACUUGUUUAAAAUUACCUGACUUCAGUAACAAUUUAUUUAAAAAAAACAUAUAGGUUUUAGAUGAGAAUACCAUGUUAAUGUGUAAACAGCAUGUAGUAUCCAACACAUUUAACAUCUUCACAUUGCAGCAUUAAUUCUUUGUGUUCAGCUAUUUCUAGCAUAGCUGUUCAUCUUUGAUUCCAUAUAUAUUAAGCUGUUUGUAGAUUAAGUGGUCAUUUCUACUUUCAUGUGUUAAGCUGUUUUUAACCCAGCUCUCUAGUAAGUGGUCAUAUUUUCUGUGCUGAGCUGUGUUUAGCCAUCUUAUCAAUAAGUGGUUAUUUAUCUUCACUUUCCUGUGAUAUGUUAUUUUUGGCCCAACUUCUUAUUGAGUGGUCUUCUGUACUUCUCUGAUGUGCCACUUUUAGCCCAAUUCUUUGUUAAGUGGCCUCUUAUUUUUAUAAUUCUUUGCUGUCUCAAGCCACUUGUGGGCUAAAAAUGUUUAGUCUUUUUGCCAAGGAAUAUGUUUUUUGUUUUUAAAUUAA